UUAUUGUUUGGUUCGCUUUUUUUUGUUCACUUUUAUCUUGGUUUUAUUUAUUUUUUUUGUCAUUUUUCUAUGAUUAUCCAUUGACGGAUUCGUUUGUAAUCAUUAAGUAUUAAAGAUUUUUUUGAUAAGAUAAAAUGGAACCAUCAAAACCAGUAGUUGGUUAUUGGGAUAUUCGUGGUCUAGCACAGCCAAUUCGUAUGUUAUUAUCAUAUGUUGGUGUUGAUUUCAUCGAUAAACGUUAUCAUUAUGGACAACCACCAACAUUUGAUCGAUCCGAUUGGUUGAAUGAAAAAUUUCAACUUGGUUUAGAUUUUCCAAAUCUACCAUAUUAUAUUGAUGGUGAUAUUAAAUUGACCCAAACAUUGGCCAUUUUACGGCAUUUGGCACGUCGUCAUAAUCUUGAUGGUGAAACUGAAGAAGACCGUAUACGGAUAUCACUUUGUGAACAACAAACAGUCGAUAUGGUCAUUGCCAUGGCACGUGUUUCAUAUGAUCCAAAUUGUGAAAAAUUGAAACCAGAAUAUCUUCGUACAUUACCAAAUCAAUUGGAAUUAAUGUCAAAAUUUAUUGGCGAUCUUCCAUUCGUCGGCGGUACAAAUCUAAGCUAUGUAGAUUUCUGUCUCUAUGAAUUAUUGGUCAAAUAUAAAGUGUUGACAUCGGAAAUUUUGGAACCAUUUGAAAAUCUACAAAAUUUCAUUAAACGUUUUGAAUCGAUGCCCAAAAUUGCUGCAUACAUUCGUGAACAGGAACCUAAACCAUUCAAUGGUGCUAUUGCUAAAUGGAAUGGUACAUAUCAAUAAAUCAAUCAAUUGAAUUUUUAAUUAAUUUUAAUGAGAAAGUAAAAUUCCUAUAAAAAAAAAUCUCCAAUGUAUUACUAAACAGAUUACUAAUAGAAAAAAAAUUGAAUAAAUUUCACACACACACACACAAAAACAAAAA
Messenger RNA from Dermatophagoides farinae (American house dust mite), 939 nucleotides. Its product is annotated as glutathione S-transferase. Gene Ontology annotation, molecular function: glutathione transferase activity. NCBI's taxonomy places the organism in Eukaryota, Metazoa, Arthropoda, Arachnida, Sarcoptiformes, Pyroglyphidae. Gene Ontology annotation, biological process: glutathione metabolic process. The record is from RefSeq and is a predicted model, not a curated record.